CUUAUUCAAUAACACUGACAGAAGAACAUGAGGACAUCGGCAGGUAGAAAUUAGACAAAACGAGUUGUUUUUUUGGACUUGAAGACUUGGCAAACGGCACUGGAGGAUGUCUCAGGUUCUGAGGCUCCUUUCGGCGGCUGCCUUGCCACUGUGCCGGCGGACCGGAGCUGCCCGGGCUCGGCUCUGUGCGGUAACCGCCAGUCGGCUCCUCUCAGGCGGAUACCGGAGCUCGGCUGCCCUGGUCAGUAAACUUUAAAUAUUUCUGUAACAACAGUUAAAAAAAAACAAUCUAUCUAAUGACCAGGUCACCUGACAUACGAGUGAAGAAUAAAAUUGGAAUAGUAAGUUGGUUUAUACUGUGAUUUGUCACCAGCUAGUUCGCCCUCGCACCAAACCCCAGAGUAAAAUCAUCAUUUUAAGGAAUAGUUUGCCUAAUUAACUUUGAAACACUCACUAUUAGAUCCUAUUUGCCUGUAUUUAAUCUACUUUUAAAUUCGGCGUCGUUCAAAAUCAGAAAACACAAAUCCACUGACAAGUAAACACGUUUCUUUGUGUGUAUGUUACUCAAUUGACGAGCAGAACGUUAUAUAGGAGUAACAGGAGUUUUUGUGCUGUAACCAACUGUUACGUAUGACUUAAAAACACCCCAAACUCAAUUGAACCUACAUCUUUUAUUUGGCUGAAGCUUCUGUAUUUAAUAAAAAUGGAGAAAGUGGUUCUAAUGUAAGUAAAAAGUGAGUGAGACUCAGCAGUCAGAAAUGUGAAUUUAAAAAAAAAUGAGCCAUCCUGUAAAAGAAGAGAAAAGAGUUAAAACAGAGACAAGAAACACUGAUAAUAUGUGGAACAUAAACAGAAUUUACAUUCCUUUUGGAAAUCAUGGACAGUAGACCCGCCUGUAAUCACCAUGAGUAUGUCAUCUGUAAAGGCUUAAUGCUGAACAAUAUCUCCAGGUUUAGGAGGAACAGGACUCUGUAGUUGAAGUCACCACAUGGGCUUAAUAUCACUCGUCUGUGAACUGUCCAGUAAGGUCUAAUGAAUCAAAAUCUAACACUCUAAAUCAUAGAUGCUGCAACCUCAGCUUAAAACGAUAUCUCCAGGUUUAGGAGGAACAUCUGCGUCCAUCCAGACAAAGACUUUUUCACCAUCAUGACCCAAAUAAAUAAGACGGAUGAGACAAGAAUGGGACAACCUUUCACUUUAGAAACUCCACAAACUGAUCUCCUCGGUUCUCAGAUGAUGACCAAUAAAUCCCUUUCCCUCUCACUGAGUUAAAAAUGUUAAAGAAGUUUGGUCUCCAUCCCUCAGAGGAGCCGUGUGCAGUCAGAUAGGUGUGCCCACGCUGCUGUCGUUCCCUCAUCAGUCUGACAUUACUCUGCUCUCUCACGGCAAUUUAUGAUUCAGCGUUUGCAUAAGACAAGUCAGCAUCCGAGUUACAAAACUGACCUCAGCUUACGGGGUCAGGUGUCUUUACAAGGACCUCAGUUUGUUAUUCUUCCACAAACUCAUUCCACUUUCUCUCUCGACAUAAUGAAUGAAGGUAAUUCAUCAAGAUUAAAACAGGAUAACAAACAUACAAAGAUAAACCUAUACAUGUAAAAAGCCUUUAAGACUCGCUGUCUUUUAAGGAAAUGAAUGGAUGGAAAGUGUAUUCAUAAUUUUGUGCCGUUUACCUUGUGUCAGUGGAUAACGUUAGAAGAUGAUAAUGACAUAAACUAUCUUGAACUGGUUCUGGAGGUUCUGCAUCUGGAUUUUGAUUCCCAUCCCAGUCAUAGAACUAAUAGGUCCUCUGUGGUCUUUCCAGAACCUUCCUCGGACUCCUGUGAACUUCCUCCCCUGCCGUAGAUUCCAGUCAGCCCAGAGACGGUUCUACUCCUCAGAGCCCAAAGGUGAGCGUCGAAAAAGGAGAAAAUUACAGUCUGAUUAACAACCGGUUCAAUGAAUGAAGUAGUUUUUACUUUACACAAAAAAACAUGAAGAUCCAUUUUUUAAAACUCGUGUUUUUCUUUUAGAAUUAAGUCUGAAUUUUAAGAAAAAUUAUAAUCCGGACCGAGUUAGAAAUCAGAUGUCAACCUUUUAAUUUCAGAGUCCUGAACUUAAAAUUUAUUGAAAAAACUCUUUAUUCAGACUUUUUUCAAAUCCAAAAACUCUCAUUUAAAGUCACUCUGACUAAAAAAGUCUGAAUUUAGAAAAACAGGUCAGACUUGAUGAAUCUCAGAUUUCUGAGUGAAAAAUUCUGAAUUCUAGGAUUUGAAUAAAAUCAUAAUUUUGAGGUUUGAGCAUAGACGCCGUCUGGCUCCUCGUUGGGUGAAGACACUCUGAGUAUAUACAGUCUGUGGUUUUGAGUCUGAAUUCUGUUUUAUUUUUCAGAACUUCUAGAAAAAGGUUGAAUUCAGACUUUUUUAAUCCCAGAUUUCUAAGAAUUUAGUUAGAAUUCAAAGAUUAAAGUCAGAAAAUGAACUUCUUAGUUUUGAUAUUUAGAGAAAAAAGUCAGAACUUCGACCUCGAUCACAAAAUUUUAUGGGAAAAAAAUAGGUAAGAAAAGUUUGACUUUUAUACUUCAUUUUCUCUUUCUUCUUCAUCUUCUGUAGUCCUUUAAGAACUUUUAAGAAGAGUUAAUAACUCCUUAAACAGACGGUAAUUUCAUCAGACAGGAGAUAAUCGCUCUCCUUAAUCACUGAACUCUAGAGGUCGCUGCUGUUGGUACAGGACUGCAGGGUUUUAUAAUGAAAGGUGUUCCUUAUAUUUUGUCCACAUCAAUAAGACAAAGGGAGCAAAAGUUUGAAUAUUUUUCACCUUCAUAGUUUUUUAUGGAUGAAUAUUUUUUGACGUUCUCUCUGUGAGUUUCAGAUGGGAAAGGAGGAGCAGCAGGAGGAGGAGGAGGAGGAAGACAGGGCGGAGGAAAGGGAGGAGGAGGAGGAGGAGGAGGGAAGGACUGGUGGAGUCGAAUACAGAAGGUCAGAUUUCCACACUGAAACCACAAACUCAUCACUGUGAAUAAACUGUGAGUGUUCAGAUAAAAACCUCCUCCUGCUCCUCAGGGAGACUUCCCCUGGGACGACAGGGACUUCCGUUACGUGGCGGUGACUGCAGCCGGGGUCGCCUCCAUCUUGCUUUUCUUUCAAUUCAGAGACGGCGGCAAAGAGAUCACCUGGAAGGACUUUGUGCACCGCUACAUCGGCCGAGGACUGGUGAGGAACACGCUGACACUCAAAGCCUCCUCCUUAAAGGGACAGUGUGUGUGUUUUUGUGUCUGCAGAACCAGAGAAACCACAUCUCUGCACCUCCUGGUCAAUGUUCCUCCUGCAGCGUACAGAUCGAGAUAGAUCAUCGUUCGUUCUUUCGAGUUUUCAAAUAAAAACACAGAUUUUUAACGUUUUUAGGUCCACAAACUUCCAAAGUGAAUAUUUGUUUGAGUGAUGGUCUCUCCUCUGCAGGUGGAGCGGUUAGAGGUUGUGAACAAACAGUACGUCAGAGUGAUCCUGGUCCCCGGAGCGGACUCUGAUACGGUGAGGAGCGGAUCGUUUUCAUCAAACCUGCAGGACUCAGAUCUUUAUUUGAAGUAUCGAUGCAGGACAAAAUAAAUAAACUUUAUUUUUCAUGUAUUGAAUCUAAACUUUCUAAAACGCUCUCUCUCCGGCGUCAUGUGACCCGCAGAACUACGUGUGGUUCAACAUCGGCAGCGUUGACACCUUUGAGAGGAACCUGGAGGCGGCUCACAUGGAGCUGGGUUUGGAGCCGUCACGCCGUCCUGCGGUGGUCUACAGCAGCGAGAGCGACGGGUGAGUUUGAGUGACAGGUUUGAGUCCUGUCAGUCAGCUGCUAGUAUUAACCCUCCUCUCCUCUCUCCUCCUCUCCUUCUUUCCUCAGCUCCUUCCUCAUCAGCAUGGUCCCCACCCUGCUCCUGAUUGGCUUCCUGCUCUUCACGCUGAGGCGAGGGACGAUGGGAGGAGGCCCCGGCGGCGGGCGUGGCGGCCCCUUCAGCAUGAGCGAGUCGACGGCGAAGAUGAUGAAGAACAACAUCGACGUGAAGUUCAAGGACGUGGCGGGCUGCGAGGAGGCCAAACUGGAGAUCCUGGAGUUUGUGAACUUCCUGAAGAACCCGCAGCAGUACCAGGACCUCGGGGCCAAGAUCCCCAAGGUACACGUACACACACGUACACACGGGGGCGCUGUGGCGGGAUCAGGGUUCGAUGAUGGCAGUGAAAUGACUGUCUGGUGUCCUGUUGUGGUCUCAGGGUGCGGUCCUCUCUGGACCUCCAGGGACCGGGAAGACCCUGUUAGCCAAAGCCACCGCCGGAGAGGCCAACGUCCCCUUCAUCACCGUCAACGGCUCCGAGUUCCUGGAGAUGUUUGUGGGCGUGGGUCCGGCCCGGGUGAGUGUGAACGCUCUGAGACAAUGGCGUGAACCUGAAGGAAGCGGACAGUCCGUUUAGAUGUCUCUCCUCCGCAGGUCAGGGACAUGUUCGCCAUGGCCAGGAAGAACGCCCCCUGCAUCCUCUUCAUCGAUGAGAUCGACGCCGUGGGGAGGAAGAGAGGGGGCGGGAACUUUGGGGGUCAGAGCGAGCAGGAGAACACGCUGAACCAGCUGCUGGUGGAGAUGGACGGUACGUCUGAGACAAACGGACGUUUUUUUAAAAGAUGGAGGCGGCGGGUUAAAAAUGUCUGUUUUUAUGUCUUUAUUUAAAAAAAAAAAGGUUUCAACACGGCGACCAACGUGGUGGUCCUGGCCGGAACCAACAGACCCGACAUUCUGGAUCCGGCUCUGAUGAGACCGGGACGCUUCGACAGGCAGAUCUACAUCGGUGCGGUUCUACGCUGAAACUAAACUCAGGGAUUUAAAGCUCCUGUAACUUUCGCCGCUCUUUACUCUCCUUUGACUCUGUGGGUGUCUUCAAUCAGGUCCUCCGGACAUCAAAGGCAGAGCGUCCAUCUUUAAAGUCCACCUGAGACCCAUCAAACUGGACCCCAACAUGGACAAAGACGUCCUCGCCAGGAAGAUGGCGGCUGCUACUCCGGGGUUCACCGGUACGUUACUGUCGCUCAGAUUAAAGUCAGGAGGGAGACAAAGUUUUUCAAGAGUUUUCAAAAAAGUGUUUUCUUCAAAAAAUUCAGUUUCACACCAACUGAACAGGAUGAGAGUUAAUAUUUUAUAAAAUAAUCUCUAGAUGGAUAUUUAAAAAAUAAAUAAAUUAUAUUAAUAAUAUAAUUAUAUUAAUAAUAUUAACAAUAACAAUAAGAAAAACGAUAAUAAUAAUAAUGAUAAUAAUAAUAUUAAUACAUAUGAUAGUUAUUAUAUGAAUAAGAAUAAUAAUAAUAAUAAUAAUAAUAAUAAUAAUAAUAAUGAUAAUAAUAAUAAUAAUAAUAAUAAUAAUAAUAUUGAUAAUAAUACAUUUUUAUUUGUUUUGCCCUUUACAUGAAGAGACCCCAAAGGGCUACACCUUAAAAUCAAAGAAAUAUCACAGUAAAGUAAUAAAAAAAAAAAAACAGGUUAUUGGUGAAAAAAAAACAAAAGAAACAUCUUAUUAAAAAAGUAAAAGCAGUUUUUUUUUUAAAUAAAAAAGAAUCCAUAAAGAGGGACCAAAAGUUCUGUUAAAAAAGACGUUUUGAGUCUUUUUUUUUAAUACUAAUAACUGUUGGAUUUCUGAAAGAAAACUUCACAAACUUAAAUCUGAGAAGAAAAGUUUUAAAAACAGUUUUAAAAGUCAACGCUGAAAAAAGUUUAGAGUUUCAUCGAUGAAAAGAUGAGUCAGAAAAAACAAACAUUAGAUUUGGUGAUAUUUGAAAUAAAAAUACAAACAAACAAACAAAAAAAUGUUUUUCCUGUUUUUAUUCGUCAGGAGCCGACAUCGCAAACGUCUGUAACGAAGCAGCGCUGAUCGCCGCCAGACACCUGGACCCGUCUGUCAACGCCAAACACUUUGAGUACGCCAUCGACCGGGUCAUUGGAGGUCAGUGGUUUAAUGAACGUGUGUGUGUGUGUGUCUUUUUAAUUUAUUUAUUUGAUUCAGACAUUAGCACAUUAAUUGACACGUCAGCAAAAGCAUCGAUGUAAAUAUGAAGUUAUCAUAAAUCAGAGGUCGGCAAUUAUUUUGUCUGAAGGGCCUCGUCGGGCCAGGUGGUGAAACCAACCCCCAAAUAUGGAUGAGGGUUAACUCAUAAUCCUGCUUGAUGACAGGGAGAAUAUUUUUGAAGAGCCUGUAAACUGGCCCCUCCAGAGAUGGUCGAUGACGCUUUAAAGGAUCUUUGGCCCCACGUUCUUGAGAUGUUAGAGAGCUGGAUAAAGGGGGUGGGGUGAAGGGAUGACACUUUUUCUAACAAAUCAAGCUCACGAUAUUUGGCUCGUGGAGUAAUGUUCCUUUUUUUUGUGACGGCUCUGUGGGCCAGAUGAAAUUGUUAACCACUUUCGUUUGAACUUCCUCUGAGAGCGUCUGGUUUUUGAGUUCGCGGGUCCUAACAGAGCUGCAGACUGACUGAAGACCCUCUUCUAUGUUUCAGGUCUGGAGAAGAAGACUCAGGUGCUGCAGCCCACAGAGAAGAAGACGGUCGCCUACCAUGAAGCAGGUCACGCCAUCGUGGGCUGGUUCCUGCAGCACGCCGACCCGCUGCUGAAGGUCUGACUUCCUCCUGCUGGUUCAGUUUCCUCUGAUGGUUUGACGUCUCUGUACUCAGGUUCAGUUCUGGUCUGUGUGGGCGUGUGUGUGCAGGUGUCCAUCAUCCCCCGGGGUAAAGGUCUGGGGUACGCUCAGUACCUUCCCAGAGAGCAGUACCUGUACAGCAGAGAGCAGCUGUUCGACAGGAUGUGCAUGAUGCUGGGGGGCCGCGUGGCCGAGCAGACCUUCUUCGGCAGGAUCACCACCGGAGCUCAGGACGACCUGAAGAAGGUCACACAGUCCGCCUACGCCCAGGUGAGCGCUCACACCUGCAGCGUCGCGGUUAGAGUUCGCUAAACGCCGCUCUCUUAAACCCUCUCUCUCUCUCUCAGGUGGUGCAGUUUGGGAUGAGCGAGAAGGUUGGGCAGGUGUCGUUCGAUCUGCCGCGGCAGGGAGAGAUGGUGAUGGAGAAGCCGUACAGCGAGGCCACGGCCGAGCUGAUCGACGAGGAGGUCCGGGAGAUGGUGGAGCGAGCGUACCAGAGAACCAUGGAGCUCAUCCAGGAGAAGAAGGAGCUGGUGGAGCUGGUCAGUUCUGAGAGUGAAAACACCUCCAUGUUUGUAAAAAAUAUAGAUGACGAUAAUUUAAAGAGUUUCCUCCUCAGGUGGGGCAGCGUCUCCUGCAGAAGGAGGUCCUGGAUAAAGCCGACAUGCUGGAGCUCCUGGGCCCCCGACCGUUCGAGGAGAAGUCGACGUACGAGGAGUUUGUGGAGGGGACGGGGAGCUUCGAGGAGGACACGACUCUGCCCAAGGGUCUGAGAGACUGGAACCAGGAGCGAGGAGAGGAGGCGGAGGAGGCGAGCCAAACUCAGGACAAACAGCAGGCCAUGUAGAGACGGGAAGACCGGACCAGAACCAGGAAUGCUGCAGAAUAACUGAACCAUGGGGGGGAGGGGAUCAUGAACCGUUAAACUCUCAGGAUUAUCGUCUCUGUUACAGUAAAAACCUCUCAGGUUUAACUCUGAUCUGACCUCUGCUGCUGUGGACUGACUGAAACUUGACCUCAGACUAGACCGGGUUUUAGAGAGAUUCAGGGUCUGAUUCUCCUCCCUGAUCUUCACUGAAAACUUCCUGAAUAAGUCAAAACAUGAAAUGAAGAGAGUUUGUAGUUUUAUCUGCUCGAUUUUAACCUUCAACUCUUCAAAUCUGAGCGAACCAAAGUGUUUGUGUUCAUCUUUAAUCCUGGAGACCGUCUGAGGACAUGUCUGAUAUCUAAAGUAGAAACAGGGCAGAGGUCAGAAACAGCUGCUCGUUUUCCUUUUUCAGACUGUUUUUGUGAAUCACAUGGAAAACAGUUUAAUUUUAAAUCCUCAUCAGAAUAUUUUUAAAGUUUAUUUUCUUAAAACUGACAAACCAAGAAAAGUAAAGGUCCAUCGAGUUGUUUUUACUUUAAAGCUCCUGUGAAGAAGUUUGUGUUUGUGUUGAUUCUGGCGCCCCCCUGUGGACGAAGUGAUACCUCUUCUCCCUUUGCUGGUCUUGUUCCUAUUUGUGGCUCGUGAAUUGUCUUAACAUCAGUGAAGAAAAACUCUGAAUCCGCCUUUAAGGGAGACCAACAUGGACGGACUGUUUCUGAAGAUCUCAGACUGAUUUUGUCUCUUUUAUUUAUUCCAGAAAAAUUGAGUUUUUCUCACGAGGAUGAAAUAAAAACUCACAUUUUCUGCAGGUUUUGAUAUUUAAAGUUUAUAGUGUGAAGUUAUUUCUGAUUCCUGCCGCUGAUUUUUGACUUUAUUGACUCAAAAUGUGGAUUUUUUUUUUCUAUAAACACACUGAUGCUGUAAAAAUGUGCUGAUGAUUGUAAGCUUUUGUGUCAUAAUGAGUGAAACGAGCUGCUACAUGAUAAAGUUUAUUUUCACUCCGACGGGUUUUUACUCGUUUGGAUGAAAAACCAAAUAUGCAGAGUUUUUUCUCUUGAAUCAGGUUUUAUUUUUAUGGGAUAAAAGUAUUUCAAACUUUGGACAUACUGUUGCAUUAAGUGAAAUAUUAACUUUAUUAAAGUUUCUCUCCUGUAAAAUGAA
Messenger RNA from Xyrichtys novacula (pearly razorfish), 8664 nucleotides. The record is from the annotation of a GenBank genome assembly. NCBI's taxonomy places the organism in Eukaryota, Metazoa, Chordata, Actinopteri, Labriformes, Labridae.